AUGAUACGAAAACUCAAGUCGCUUGCUCAUAUUCCGAUAACCAAGAAAGACGGCUUGGAACUUAAAGAUAUCGAGACAGGUGAGGAAGAGCUCACGGACAAAACCACUUCGGCUCAGGCAGUCAAUAUUGUGGUAGCUGGGGGUACAUGCUCCGUUAUGUACUUCGGGAACCGCGAUAAAACCAAGGACAUUGACUUUUUCAUUCCUGAUCCUGAACUCAUGGGAAUAAUUGCGGGUGCUCAAGCAACUCUCCCUCCUGACUUAAGGCAACGAUGGCCUGUAAAUUGGAUAAACGCAGAAAUGGCAGGCUUUGCCAUGAUGCCAGGUUGUGAAGACCUUUACAAGAAUUCCGUUGCAAACAACGUCGUCUUAUACCAGUCGGAUACCCUUGUAGCUUACGCAGCAGAUUGGAAAUUUCAGUUAAUCGGCAAGAUUACGCGCGCUUAUCAGAUGGAACAGCUGAAUGAACACGUACAGAGUAAAGACAGGGAAAGGAAAGACAUCAAUGAUGCUAUCUCACUCCUGCAGAUAUUAAUCACAGAGAACAAUGCCCCACUGGAUAGGAAUGUUAUCCGCUCAUGGUACAAUGGGAGUGCGCUCGACAACGUAGAGAUUGAGUUUGUCAAUAAGGAAUAUCGCGCUCGAUUUAGCGUCGACGCUAUUAUAUAA
Messenger RNA from Psilocybe cubensis, 669 nucleotides. RefSeq lists its product as uncharacterized. The coding region runs from base 1 to 669 and encodes 222 amino acids. NCBI's taxonomy places the organism in Eukaryota, Fungi, Basidiomycota, Agaricomycetes, Agaricales, Agrocybaceae. The transcript has 2 exons. The record is from RefSeq and is a predicted model, not a curated record.